AAUAACACUCCAGGAGACUCGGGAAAGAGGUCAGGUCCAAGUCCUAGUCCUCUGCAUUCGUUUCCUAUUUCUGCUGUAACAAAUUACCACAAACUCAGUUGCUUAAAACAGCACAAAUUUAUUAUCUUACGGUUCUCUAGUUCAGAAGUCUGACAUGGGUCUUGCUGAGCUAAAACCAAGAUGUCAACAGUUCCUUUCAGGGGGAUCUAGAAACAGCUCCUUUCUGAAGGCUGUAGAGGAGAAUCUGUUUCUUUGCCCUUUCCUUCUUCUAGAGGCCACCUAUGUUCCUUUGCUCAUUGCCCCCUUCCUCCAUCUUCAUAGCCUGCAACAUUGCAGCUCACUGUGCCUUUCUUCUGUGGAAACACAUCUUCUGACUCUUCCUCUGCUGCCCUUUUCACUUUUAUUGACCCUUGUGAUUACGUUGGAACCAGAGGAUAAUCUCACUGUUUUAAAGUCAGUGUAUUGGUGACCUUUCUCCCAUCUGCUUCAUUAAUCCAAUUUGCCAUGUAGCCUAACAUAUUCACAGGUCCCAGGGAUUAGAACAUGGAUGUCUGUGGGGGCCGUUAUUCUGUCAGCCAUGCUGUCUGGAAGAAGAGGAGUGGGUCCAAGAAGGAGCAGCCAGAGAAAGGAGGAGGGCCAGAGGAGAGUGACAUAUCACAGAAAAGAGAGUGACAUAGUGCUGAGAGGUCAAGCCUGAUAAGAAAUGAAAAAUACCUAAUGGUUUAGAGUCCUGAGGACACCAGCCAUUAGGAGUAAGGGGUGUGUCGGGGGCAGGAGUUUAUGGUGUCCUGGGCAUCAAGCAAGAAGUGAGGAGGUAUAUAGACUAGGAGUGUAAAAUUUUCCCCAAAACUUUAUUGUGAAGAGAUUUGUUGCUGUUUCUAAAAUGGGGAAAGAGAAGCAAGUUUUGCACAGAAGGGAAGGAAGGAGAGGUAUAGGAGAGAUGGGUCACCAACAGAUGCGAUGUCUGGGAAGGGGAGAGUUCAGCUAGCCCACGGAAAGCUUCAAAAGGAGGGACUGUUAGAUUGAUCCAGGCUCAGGUUUUGCCAGGCGAAAGCCAACAGAACAGAGGUUAGGAUACUGUCAAGGGUGUGGCCGAGGUGAUAGAGCUGGAAAUGUAAGGGAGAGAGAUCAGCCGGCAGGAGGUGCUGGCAAGGCAAGAGGUGCUGGCGAGGCAAGAGGGAGCAAACCUAGUCCUAAUGGUGUCUGAACUAAUCUCAGGGAAAAUGCUUGGUUCGGAUUGGAUCGCAGCUGGAUUCCCUGAUCUCCUGGUCUCUAGGUCCUGGAUGUUCCAAUCCUUAGAACAGGGUUUGGCAUAGAGUAAGCACUAUAUACUAUUAAUCAUAAUUAUAUACCUUCAGUAAUUUUUUAAACUCCAAAGACUCCAUUUCCCUUGAGGCAUUGCAGCCGUUCGGACUACAACUCCCACGAUGCCUGCCGGGCCGCUACGUCCCUUAAUUUGGUUUUCCAGUCCCAGCAUUCCUCACUGUUUUCCUACCGUCCUAGCACGCUUGUCCCUGCCUAGUCAGAGGGGCGGGAGGGGCGUGGCCAUGUGCUGCCCCGCCCCUGCCCCGCUGGCUGGCUUCUGGGACACGACCCAGAGACAUGGGCGCUACCUGGAGGAGCCCCGGCUGGGUGAGGCUAGCUCUCUGCCUCGCUGGCUUAGUGCUUUCGCUUUACGCGCUGCACGUAAAGGCGGCGCGCGCCCGAGACCAGGACUACCGCGCCCUCUGCGACGUGGGUACUGCCAUCAGCUGUUCGCGCGUCUUCUCCUCCAGGUUGCCUCCGGGGUCACUGGGCAUCUGUCCUGCUGGUGCUGAGCUCCCUGGUGUCUCUCGUUGGUUCUGUCUACCUGGCCUGGAUCCUCUUCUUUGUGCUCUAUGA
Messenger RNA from Hipposideros armiger (great roundleaf bat), 1881 nucleotides. RefSeq names its product vitamin K epoxide reductase complex subunit 1 (gene VKORC1). Gene Ontology annotation, biological process: peptidyl-glutamic acid carboxylation; vitamin K metabolic process; blood coagulation. Gene Ontology annotation, molecular function: vitamin-K-epoxide reductase (warfarin-sensitive) activity. The record is from RefSeq and is a predicted model, not a curated record. NCBI's taxonomy places the organism in Eukaryota, Metazoa, Chordata, Mammalia, Chiroptera, Hipposideridae. The transcript is spliced from 2 exons. The coding region runs from base 1603 to 1881 and encodes 92 amino acids.